Messenger RNA from Thyridium curvatum, 1746 nucleotides. RefSeq lists its product as uncharacterized. The transcript is spliced from 5 exons. NCBI's taxonomy places the organism in Eukaryota, Fungi, Ascomycota, Sordariomycetes, Thyridiales, Thyridiaceae. Gene Ontology annotation, cellular component: membrane. Gene Ontology annotation, molecular function: dipeptide transmembrane transporter activity. The coding region runs from base 1 to 1746 and encodes 581 amino acids. The record is from RefSeq and is a predicted model, not a curated record. Gene Ontology annotation, biological process: transmembrane transport.
AUGGAGACGGACAAGCUGUCCACUGGGAACCGCGGCGCAACUGGCACCGCCGAAGUCUUGUCUGGCGCAGCGCCGGUAGAAUCUACCGCUGUCGCUCAGACCAUUGAUAAGGCCGUCGAUACUGAGCCCGGGUUCGACGCUGGCCUCGACAAUGAUGCAGACACUGCUAUCACCGAGGAGGACAGACAUCUCCUGCGCCGGAUUCCCGACUCCAUUCCCAUGAUUUCAUACAUCAUUUGCAUUGUCGAGUUUGCCGAGCGGGCCUCGUACUAUGGCGCCAAAACCGUCUUUAACAAUUUCUUACAAUUUCCGCUUCCCAAGGACGGGAAUGGUAGUGGCGCAGUCCCCAGCUCGAAUCCCAACGGCCAUGCUGGUGCACUUGGAAAGGGCUUGCAGUUCUCUUCUGCAUUCGUCAUCCUAUUCACCUUCCUGGCCUAUUUCUUUCCCAUCCUGGGUGCCUGGAUCGCCGACGCGAAACUCGGCCGCUUCAAGACAAUCAUGAUUGGUGUUAUCAUCGGCGCCGUGGCUCACGUCAUUAUGGUCGGCGGCGCGGCGCCUGCCGUCCUAGUCGCCGGCAAUGGUCUGGCCCCUUUCCUGAUCAGCUUCUUCCUCCUCGCCAUCGGCGCCGGCAUCUUCAAGCCCAACGUCGCGCCCACGGUGAUCGACCAAUACCGCCAUCAGAAGGAGUACGUCCGCACCCUCGGCUCGGGCGAGCGCGUCAUCGUCGACCCGGAGCGCACGAUCCAGCGCAUCAUGCUCAUCUUCUACGCCUUUGUCAACAUGGGCAGCUUCUUCAUGAUCGCGACGACCUACACGGAGAAGUACCUCGGCUUCUGGGUCUCCUUCCUCCUGCCGACCAUCCUCUACGUCCUCAUCCCGGCCUUGCUGCUCGCCGUCCGCAAGAAGCUCGUCAGGCGCGCCCCCUCGGGCUCGGAGCUGACCACCUUCUUCAAGAUCGUCGGCCGCGCCGUCCGCGAGAACAAGGGCAACAUCUUCGCCAGGGACUUCUGGCGCGCCGCCGCGCCGAGCACCCUCGCCGCCAGGGGCGUCCGCGUCUCGUGGAGCGAGCGCGCCGUCGAGGACGUGCGGCGCACCUUUGAGGCCUGCGUCAUCUUCCUCUACUUCCCCGGCGCCGCCAUGCGCACCGAUGGCGCGCCCAACGACCUCAUCGGCAACUUCAACCCGCUCACCAUCAUCGUCUGCACGCCCGUCCUCGCCUACGGCCUGUACCCCCUGCUGGCGCGCUGGAAGAUCCGCUUCGGCCCCGUCCGCCGCAUGACCUUUGGCUUCGCGCUGGCGGCCGUCUCGGGCGCCGUCGGCGCCGUCGUGCAGUGGCGCGUGUACGAGACCUCGCCGUGCGGGUACGCCGCGUCGGACUGCGACGGCGUGUCCCCCUUGUCGAUCUGGUGGCAGAUCCCCAACACGGCGCUGGGGGCCCUGUCGGAGCUGUUCUGCACCGUGACGGCGCAGGAGAUGGCCUACGCCCGGUCGCCGCCGCAUCUCAAGUCGGUCACCAUGGCCUUGUUCCUCUUCACCCAGGCGCUCUCGGCGGCUCUGUCUGAGAUCCUGAUCCCGGCCAUCAUUGACCCGCAUCUGAUUUGGGUGUGGGCUGGGCCUGCAAUCGCUCUUGUUGGGCAGACCGUGGUGUUCUGGGUGCGGCACCAUCAUGUCGACAACGAGGUGUACAUGCUGGAUCAAGGCGAGGAUAGUUCUGUUUCGGCGGAGGCUGAGAAGACCAAUGUCUAG